Messenger RNA from Acanthosepion pharaonis, 987 nucleotides. NCBI's taxonomy places the organism in Eukaryota, Metazoa, Mollusca, Cephalopoda, Sepiida, Sepiidae. The record is from the annotation of a GenBank genome assembly.
AUGUGGUAUCCCAUUUUAUAUCCUUCUUCAUUAACCAAUUCACUCUCCUUAUCAGCUUCUUUUUUUCAAACAGGACAAUCAGGAGGAAGUGAUUUAUUUAACUCUGCUACUCUGAACCAUGACAGCUUAGCUGAUGCUGGGAAUAGCCACCAGCAAGAAAUCAGACUUACCCAACCAGAGGUCGAACGAGUCUUUGAUCGUCAGCAUUCAACAACUGAGUAUCUGCCUGGAAUGGUCAACACAGAUUCACCAUCAGGUUUACUGCCGAAAUUUUCUUCUUGGAGUUUAUGUAUGAUUGGUAAAACGGCUUCAUACAAUCACACCCAAGGUUUGGAACUUCCUGGUUUUUUCCAUGGGAGCAAUUUUUUAUUGCCCUGGGACAUCACAGUUCGGAUGGAGAGAGACAAGUGGCCAGGACUUGGGGAGGCUAAUAAAAAGGGCAAGCAAAAGCGAGUACCCAAAGGUCAGUUAUUCCACACUGUUUCUCUCUCUGCACAUCAGGACGUAAGAGAACAAGGCGAGGUGCUAGUACGAGUGUAUAUUGGUAUUGAGUAUGAAUGCCCUCGUGCCCAUCGUUUCUUCUGCAGUGGACCUGAUAAAAUAAUUAAGGUUUCUAGCAGCAGCAGUGUCAAGGACACAGCACACAAACUGCUUACCUGUGACAUGCCUCUCUAUUCAGCCUGUCCAUGUCGGAAUCCAAAAGGACAUGUGGCUCAGUUAAUGCGUGUGUAUGUUGCUACCCCUGAAGGGCCAGUGUGUGUAACCCUGAAACCAAUGGUACAGCCAGGACCUCCACCACACUGUCCACUCUUUCAUCCUACCAUGGAUGAUUACUUCCGACUACCCCCUGGAGGCAUCUGGGUUCUGCGCUUUCCUCAUAUUUAUGUUGGCAAUGGUCAGGUUUAUUCAAAGCCCACUGAUAUGUCACAACCAACCAUGUGCCGAUUAAUGAAGGGAAUUUUUGGCUACCAACACGUGGAUACUUGA